Messenger RNA from Sceloporus undulatus (fence lizard), 1342 nucleotides. RefSeq names its product stromal cell derived factor 2 like 1 (gene SDF2L1). The record is from RefSeq and is a predicted model, not a curated record. The coding region runs from base 76 to 771 and encodes 231 amino acids. The transcript is spliced from 3 exons. Lineage: Eukaryota; Metazoa; Chordata; Lepidosauria; Squamata; Phrynosomatidae.
AGCGCCGGUACCGGAAGUAGGCUCUGAGGCGCCCGGAGUCCCUCGGUGUGGCGGCAGCGAGGGAGGGAGGCGGCGAUGCGGCGGGAGGGCGCCGAAGAAGCCUGGGCUUUGCCUCGCCGGCUGGCGUCACUCCUGCCGCGGCCUCGCUUCCUCCUCCUGGCCCUGGUCCUGGCGUGCGGCUGCGGGCGGGCGAAGGCAGGCGAGGCGGGCGCUGUCACUUGCGGCUCGGUGCUGAAGCUACUCAACACGCGGCACAACGUCCGGCUCCACUCCCACGAGGUCAAAUACGGCUCCGGGAGCGGUCAACAGUCAGUGACUGGAGUCGAAGCUUCAGAUGAUGCUAAUAGCUAUUGGAGGAUCAGAGGCAAAACGGAUGGGUCCUGCCAGCGAGGAACGCCAGUGAAGUGUGGUCAAACUGUUCGCCUUACCCACGUUAAUACAGGGAAAAAUCUCCACACCCACCACUUCCCAUCACCACUCUCCAACAACCAGGAAGUAAGCGCCUUUGGCGACGAUGGUGAAGGAGACGACUUAGACGUGUGGACAGUACAGUGCAGCGGGAUGUACUGGGACCGGGAUGAUGCAGUUCGCUUCAAGCACAUAGGAACUGAUGUCUUCCUUUCAGUGACUGGGGAACAGUAUGGUCACCCCAUCAGGGGCCAGCGAGAAGUCCAUGGCAUGCAUUCCCCUAACCAUCACAACUACUGGAAAGCAAUGGAAGGGGUUUUCAUUAAACCUAGCUUGGACUCGACAAAGCAUGAUGAGCUCUAAACAUGUGAAAGAAUUCUUAGGUAGAACCUCUCCACCAAAGCAUACAAGCUGGUCCUAUUCUGUAAAUACCAUUCUGCAUCACAAACACCUGAAAGGCAUUGAGCUAGAUUUGGAGGGCAAUGUUUUCAUGGGCACCUGUACUCUUGGGGCAUUGAGAGUGACAAGAUGUUAGCUUGGUUGUUUGGCUCCCUUCCAUUUUUGGAAGCCAUUUCCUUUUCUUCUCUCAUCUGUCCUCAUUUUUGUAAAACUCAGAGAAAAUGGUGAAUUGCCGUGUAAACAAUCUGAUCCAAAGUGCAAUAAAACUUUCUUAAGUUUUAAGUAAAUUCAUGAAAAACAUUUGCCUCGAAAACAUGUCUUUGGCAAAGGAGAUGUGUGUGGUGGGUUGGGCCUUGCAAAUCUGGGGUUUGGUAGAUAAAACACCUCUAUAAUCCGACUAAAAACAUCUCCAGUUGCGUCCUCUUCUUUUACUUUUAAGUGCCUGUUGCACGUAAUUAUUUGCUGUUAGUGUUUGUAUCCCAUGGGGGAAAUGUAGAUUUAAGUAUUUUAGAAUAAAGACCGUUUUUAAAAGUAA